Clonostachys rhizophaga is the source of this 1173-nucleotide messenger RNA. NCBI's taxonomy places the organism in Eukaryota, Fungi, Ascomycota, Sordariomycetes, Hypocreales, Bionectriaceae. The record is from the annotation of a GenBank genome assembly.
AUGUCUGACAUCGAGAAUGAGAUGGAUGUGGACGCUCCCGCACCAUCCAAGGACAUCACAUUUUCCUCAGAGGUCACAAAGGGCAAGCGAACGACGGCCAACCUGCCGGUCGAGGCAGAGGACAGUCUCCCAUGGGUUGAAAAGUACCGACCUACGACGCUCGACGACGUCUCCGGCCACCAGGACAUCCUGGCAACGAUAAACAAAUUCGUCGACACGAACCGGCUGCCUCACCUACUCCUCUACGGACCCCCGGGAACGGGAAAGACGUCCACGAUCCUGGCGCUCGCCCGCCGCAUCUACGGCGCCGCCAACAUGAGGCAGAUGGUGCUGGAGCUCAACGCCUCGGACGACCGAGGCAUCGACGUGGUGCGGGAGCAGAUCAAGACGUUUGCGAGCACGAAGCAGAUCUUCUCGCUGGGGGGCCCGGCUAAGGGGGGCUCCUCCACGGCGGGAUACAAGCUCAUCAUUCUGGACGAGGCGGACGCCAUGACCAACACGGCGCAGAUGGCGCUCCGGCGGAUCAUGGAGAAGUACACGGUCAACACGCGGUUCUGCAUCAUCGCCAACUACGCGCACAAGCUGAGCCCGGCGCUGCUGAGUCGGUGCACGCGGUUCAGGUUCAGCCCCCUCAAGGAGGGUGAUAUCCGGGUGCUAGUGGACAAGGUCGUGGAGGAGGAGUCGGUCAAGAUCGGGUCGGAGGCGGUGGAUGCGCUGGUGAAGCUGAGCAAAGGAGACAUGCGCCGGGCGCUGAAUGUGUUACAGGCAUGCCAUGCUUCCAGUACGCCGUUGAGGGCCAAGGGUGCCCCCAAAAUACCGGACAGCGAGAUAAAGCGGGAGAACAUCACCACGGAGACUAUUUACAAUUGUAUUGCGGCGCCUCCGCCCGAUGCCAUCAAGGAGAUUAUGUCAACGCUGCUGAAGACGUCAGAUGUCACGAGCUGUCUCAACACGAUCAACUCUCUCAAGGUGUCACGAGGAUUGGCUUUGGCAGAUAUCAUCACAGCACUUUCCGAGGAAUUGGUGAAACUCGAGGUGAAGCCAGAGGUCAUGAUCACGUGGCUAGACGGAUUGGCAGAGAUCGAGCACCGGGUCUCUGGAGGUGGCAGUGAAGCUAUCCAGACCGGGGCAGUGGUUGGUGUUGUAAGGGGUGGUGUUGAGUUGAUGAAUUAA